GAGGUUAGUAUAAAAUGAAAACAAAAUAAUCGGCUUUUUUGAUGCACAGAUGUUAUAAGUAGUAAGAAGUACAUUGUGUAUUGAUUGUUAGGUCAUAGUGUAUAAUCAGGUGUAUAAACGAUUACGAUUAAAGAUUCAGCAUUUCAAAAUGAAAGCCUCUAGUAUAUAUGUAGUACUGGGAAUUUUAAGUGUCUCAUACUGUUCUGCUAUACCAAAGCCAGGAGAAGAGGACCAUAAAAACCGAGUUCAUGAGAAGAAAUUAAGUGAGUCCCCACAUGAAGAAGAAGGAGAACACAAUAAUGAUUAUGACCAUGAAGCAUUCCUUGGGCGUGAAGAAGCGAAAACAUUUGAUCAAUUAACACCAGAAGAGAGUAAAGAACGACUAGCUAUUUUAGUUGAAAAAAUUGACAAAAACAAAGACGGGGAUGUUACAGAAGAAGAACUGAAAGAAUGGAUACAGUAUGUACAGAAACGUUACAUUACGACAGACACAGAUCGUAUGUGGAAAGAUCAUGAUAUACAGGGAGACACACUCGUAUGGGAGGCAUAUAAAAAGAGAACAUAUGGUUUUGAAGAUGACCAUAAUGAUGAGAACUCUCCAAACUUUAGUUACAAAGAUAUGAUCAAUCGUGAUGAGAGACGAUGGAAGGCUGCAGAUAAAAAUAAAGAUGGAAAAUUAGACAAAACCGAAUUUUCAGACUUUUUACAUCCAGAAGAAGCAGGACAUAUGAGAGAUAUUGUUGUACAGGAGACCAUGGAAGAUAUAGACAAAGACAAAGAUGGUUUUAUCAGUCUAGAAGAAUAUAUAGCUGAUGUUUAUGACGAAGAUGAAGAGGAUGAGGAUGAAGACUAUCCUCAUGAUGGAAAACCUGACUGGGUGGAAAGUGAAAAAGUACAGUUCAAGUCCCACCGUGACAAAGAUAAAGAUGGCAAACUGAAUGCUGAGGAAGUAAUGGAAUGGAUCAUACCACAAGAUUAUGAUCAUAGUGAAUCAGAAGCACAGCAUCUUGUUUUCACAGCUGAUGAAAAUAAGGAUGGCAAAUUAAGUAAAGAAGAAAUAAUUGAACAUUAUGACACAUUUGUUGGAAGCCAAGCAACAGAUUUCGGUGAAGCACUAACAAGACAUGAUGAAUUUUGAGAGUAAUCUUCAAUAGAAACUAUGAUCAAAUUUGAGGAACAAUAUUUAUAUUUAUCAUGCUAACCAUGUGACUUCAGGGAAGUGAUAUAAUAGUAACCUUUGAACCAAAUAUUAUGUGAUAUAGUGUGCUUUUAAAAAAAGCAUAAUACAUAUAAAAAACAUCAUCAAUAUACUCUAGUCAAGCUGAAGAUUUUUAUACGGAUGUGUAAAGAAUGGCCGACAUGAACAGUUGAUCUUCAAUGAAUUACAUAUGAUAUAUUUUUUUAAAAACAAAUAAUAGAUUUGAGUUGUCUUAGAUCUCAAUAUUACAACUUUUAAGUCCUAUUAAAUCUUUGAGAAUUCCUUGAUUUAUUUGAUUUAAAAUUUACAUAAAGAUUGAAAUGUUAAUUUUAUGUAGUUUUUUAACCAUUCAGUAUUCUCAUGAAACAGUAUAGUGCAGACACAUCAGAAUGAUAAAAAAGAGAUGCAUGGAUGUUUUAAGUCUUAAACCUGUAGAAUAGAAUGGGAAACAUGUAGGUGACCUCUUUCUCUAAAUGUUUAAUUGACAUACUGUCGAGUAACAUUUUUGUCCUUUCUGAAUUAGCUGUCUUCUACCAUUCCCAAUUUUCAAAAUCAUUUAAUUUUAUGUCUUAUUUGGAACUUUUCAGUAAAGGGGUUUAUAUUAAACUACAGCAUUCGAAACUACUUUUAAUUUUUAACAAAUUGUAUGUACUCUUGCUUUGAUUUUUCUGUAUGUAGAAUUCCAAAUUGUACUGUAUCUGAUGAACAAGUUGAAUAUUGAUUUUUAUCUGACACGUCUGUAUAAUUUUUGUGAUGGCAUGUAAACUGUAAUAAGUUGUAUGUAUGCACGCAAUAAACAAUAUGUCACAUGUAAUAUAAGAUCGUAAAUUGACAAUGCAUAUUGAGGAAAAAGUUAUUGGAUAUUGUCUGUUAAUAAUGUUGAGAAAAAUACUGAAAAAGUUGUUUCAUGGUUUUCACAUAUUAUUAAACAGUAACUUGUUUAAUGUUCAUACUAGAUCAAACUAAUUUGAUUUAUUGUACUUUGCAUUUUGGUAAUUAGCUAUAUUCCAUCAUUUUGUAGUGAAAUAAAGGAAAAAUUCAUCAUUAUAGGACCUGUUCUUAUAUCAUUUGUUUACUUUCCAAAAAUCACUUGAAAUCACAUUGGUUUUGCCCAAUUACACCCAUGGUUUUAACAUAGAUUAAAACAAGCAAAUGCUGAUAGACAUUUCAGCAACUUUCAUUUACUUUUGCUCAUGCAUUUAAAGAGAAACAUCCAUACACAGCAUGAUCUUGGCAUUUUGAAUACCAAAGGUUGUCUGAAGAAUGCAGCUUUUAGUUACAAUUGGAGCCAUAAUUAGAAAAUGUGCAAUAAUAUACCUAAUUAAUAAGAAUAAUUACCUCAGUUAACCCAUUUCAGAUACUUCAUUCAUUAUCAUAAUCAUAUGCUAUAAUUAUGAAGAAUAUUAAAAUAUUAUACUGUAAUGUGGGAUAUUUCGUGAUAAGCUUUUUUUGCAAACUUGACAAACAAGAUAAAAUCUUGAAAAUAUCUCCCUAAAAAAUUUUGUUCUAUAAACAACAGAAUCGGGGAUAAAAAAAAAAUGCAAAAAUAAAAUCAGUUUGGUUGUAGAAGUAGCGAAAAUUGAAAAUUCCACAAAAAUAAACAACCUUACACAUGUUACAGUAUGUUAAAAUGAUUUAAAGGUUUUACAUUUAUAGCUUGUUGAUACUUUUAUAUAACUAAAUGAGAUGGUCUGACCAAUAAAUAUGUAAAUCCAUGUAAACAGUUGAUGGUAUAAUGGCCAGUCUAGACAUGCAUUCUUUGCCUUGAGAGAUCAGUUUUCUUGUUGAUUGAAAUUUUUUUAAAAUAUGUUUAUUAUUUUUGUUUGUUUAUUGUUGCAUAUAUGUUCAGUGCCAAUUAUAUUUACCGAUUUUCACAUCUGAGUUUUAACAUUUAUAUUAUGUAUCAAAGAUGAUAAGAGAUAAUGUGAACAUUCAGUGAUUUCGUAAUUGAGUUUUAGCGUAUUUGUUGAAAAGAAAUUUGAUGCCUUUUCAUUUGCCUUUCAGUAUAGAUUUGUUUUGUAAAAAGACGGAUGUGUGUAGUAGAGUUUACAUCAUUUAAUAUUGUAUAAAUGUACUUUGUGAGAGAGAAAAAAAACAGUGACCAGAUAAAGUUUGUUUAUAGUGCCUUUGUAGAAUUGCAAUAACUUGAACAGUUGAUUAAAGCCAUAUAGAAAAUUUUACCAAAAUAAAAAGUGUCUUUUGCACAAAUUUAAUAAUAUCUGAAUAGUAGUUAAAAAAAACCUCAUUUUUCUACUUAAAAAAUCGUUGAACAAAUGCAUGUGCUAUUUAUAAAGAAUGAUUAUUUUACAUCAGAAAUAUUUUGGUAUGUGUAUUAUUAAUUGAAUAAUUGGUUUUACAUGAAAAAUCAGUAAAUUCAAUGUAAAAUUCUAUAACUUGAAAGGAAAAAAAGUUGAGGGUAUAAAGAAUGAAGCUAUUAACACUAUACUAUUUAGUGAGAUGUAUGGUAAAUAUAUUAAACAUCUGUGGUCACUUUUGGUGCUCAUCCCUCUGUAAUGUGCAUUUAUACAAUAAUAUAUUAUGAUCAGUAGAUUAAUGAGAAUUGUCUGUAGUUGUAUUAUGUUUGUUUGCUAUGUUUUUUACUGGAAUAAACUGCUCAUUGUUA
Mytilus californianus (California mussel) is the source of this 3821-nucleotide messenger RNA. Its product is annotated as calumenin-like. The coding region runs from base 149 to 1138 and encodes 329 amino acids. Gene Ontology annotation, cellular component: endoplasmic reticulum. NCBI's taxonomy places the organism in Eukaryota, Metazoa, Mollusca, Bivalvia, Mytilida, Mytilidae. The transcript is spliced from 8 exons. The record is from RefSeq and is a predicted model, not a curated record. Gene Ontology annotation, molecular function: calcium ion binding.